AAUGGAGAACUCAACGAUGUGCGUGCACAAAUUAAAAGCUAGCCGUCAAAGGAUGAACAUUUGCCAAAUCCCCAUACAAAUUUAGAGCUCCAAGGUACAGAAGAAGGGGAGACCUCUCGUCUUCUUGUCCAAUUCUUGCGCUCACACUCCGGCGGGGAAGCUAUAAAGCGCCACUGAUGAGAAGAAGAACAUGCGAAGCUCUCCCUUUUCCACUCCCAGUCAAUAUUACAAUUCCACCGGAGAGGAGACAGAAGAGGAGAGGCGCCGGAGAAAAUGUCCGAAAACGGAGGACCAACUGAAAAAGAAGUAGAAGAUGGACCGGCGGUAGGGAUCGAUCUCGGAACCACUUACUCCUGUGUCGGAGUCUGGCAGCCACAGCACGACCGGGUUGAGAUCAUCACCAACGAUUUAGGCAACCGUACGACGCCGUCUUGGGUUGCCUUCACCGAUGGUGAACGACUCGUCGGCGAAUCUGCACAGAAUAAGGCCGCGUUUAAUCCCUCCAAUACCAUCUUCGGUAUUUGCCUCUUCUCCUCUCUCAAUUUUCUGUUUUUCUUUUGGCUUUAAUUUUUAAUAUCUAAAUUCAUACUCUCUAUUUGAUGCAUUUCCUUUUUUUUUCUCUGUUAUUUUUGAACUUCAAUGUUAAUAUUAAGAAUGCUAAUGUGGUAAAGAUGGUAACUAUUUUAACUAGAAAGUAAUUACUUGGGUAGAUACUUGAAUUUUGAGCUAGAAAUAUAUAUAUGUGUGCCUU
Messenger RNA from Cuscuta campestris, 751 nucleotides. The record is from the annotation of a GenBank genome assembly. Lineage: Eukaryota; Viridiplantae; Streptophyta; Magnoliopsida; Solanales; Convolvulaceae.